UUUGUAUGCAGCCACUUCGUAUGGAUAAUGGCACCCAGCACCCUCUCCCUGCAAAUUCUAACGCCCAAAGAGAAGAACAGACUCAGGAAACCUAUCGUAGAAAAACUGCGCCGCGACCGGAUUAACAGCAGCAUCGAGCAGCUGAAACUGCUGCUGGAGAAGGAAUUUCAGAGACACCAGCCCAACUCCAAGCUAGAGAAAGCUGACAUCCUGGAGAUGACUGUCAGCUACCUGAAAUACAGCCGAGGUGAGUACACCCCCCCAUCACCCUCUGCCAAAAACCUACAGCAGGAUUAUUGUGAAGGGUAUGCCUGGUGCCUCAAGGAAGCUCUGCAAUUUCUGUCUCUCCAUUCAGCCAACACAGAAACCCGGAUGAAGCUGAUCCGCCAUUUCCAGAGGUCACAAGCAGUGCCUAAGGACUCUGGUUCUUCUUCUCUACCUACUUCCACCCACCAGCCCUCUGCAAAACAAGCAGCACCGAAACCAUCCUGCAGCCUCUGGAGGCCUUGGUAG
This is a messenger RNA of Chaetura pelagica (chimney swift), 513 nucleotides long. RefSeq names its product hes family bHLH transcription factor 5 (gene HES5). The transcript is spliced from 4 exons. Gene Ontology annotation, biological process: regulation of transcription by RNA polymerase II; regulation of neurogenesis; anterior/posterior pattern specification. NCBI's taxonomy places the organism in Eukaryota, Metazoa, Chordata, Aves, Apodiformes, Apodidae. The record is from RefSeq and is a predicted model, not a curated record. Gene Ontology annotation, molecular function: DNA-binding transcription factor activity, RNA polymerase II-specific; protein dimerization activity; RNA polymerase II cis-regulatory region sequence-specific DNA binding. The coding region runs from base 28 to 513 and encodes 161 amino acids. Gene Ontology annotation, cellular component: nucleus.